UGAUACUUCAGCACCAUUUCAGAACAAUCAUUCGUUCUACGAUGAGUAAUUUCAGUCCAGAUUUUGUGAGUAGAACAAUCAGCAUUUUCAUCGCCAUUUUCGCCGUUCUCAUCAUCAUCGCCACCGUCUUCGGUAACAGCCUCGUUAUAAUAUCGAUCCUCACAGACAGACGUCUACACAGGGUGGGAAACAUCUUCAUCGUCAGUCUCGCUCUCAGUGACGUACUGGUCGGUAUCUGCGUGACCCCCUUCGCACUGAUUUAUCAACUCCAGGGGACCUGGAACUUCGGGCCCGUCUUUUGCGAGUUCUGGGUGUCUAUGGACAUCAUUUGUUGCACUGCUAGCAUAUUGAAUCUGUGCAUGAUCAGCUACGAUAGAUAUAACGCAAUAGCACAACCUCUCCAUUACGCACAGUUUAGAACAGUCCGGAGGGUUCUGUUUUUAGUCACCAUAGCCUGGGUGUAUUCUAUCGGUAUUGCUUUACCGCCCCUGCUGGGAUGGAAAACGCCGGACCCAAAGUCCCCAGAGUCGUGUGCCAUUUCCCAGAAUGUGGGAUACACGCUGUACUCCACUAUUGGAGCGUUCUAUUUACCAUUGAUCGUUAUGCUGUGCUUCUACUGCAAAAUAUUCCAGGUCACGUGGUUAAGGGGUAAACAAUGGGUGAGGGGUCCAGGAAACAGUCUGAUCAUUAAAUCCAUGAACAGAUUUAAGAAACGAAAGAGGUACUCCUCCUAUAAAACGUGUGGUUUGUAUUGUAACAUAGGUGAGGAAGGGGAAGGCAAGGACAGGCCUAUUAGUAAUACGGAAAGCGAAAAUAAAGGUCAAUCCAAUGAUAUAUCACACGAUAUGAAACAGGAAAUACCUGUGAGUGAUAAUACUCAAACUCUUGACCAACCAAAGAUAAAACCAAAACGCCCCAUUCUUGUGCGUCAGAUUUCUUUCCUCUCUAGCACCGAUUCUGGAUACACUACCACGUCCGGUGAAGCCUCAGUUUCAAGCGACACCAUGACAACAAAAGAUUAUCCAGAGCGCAUGCCCAGCAUCGCAGAGAACGAAAUCAUCACUGAAGUUGUGGACAAGGAAACAGGGAAGCUCAUUAGUCAAUGUCGUGGUGGACAGACCAUUAAGAAUGGAGGCGACCUAAACUUUCCACAGACAUCGCUACCUGCAGGAAAUUCUGGCGACAAGCAAGUGAAAAAUGUCCGAAAACGUCGUCAUUUGAAGCGUCGAGACACGAUUUCUCUGCCACAGGAGCGCCGAGCUGUCCGUACUUUGGGAAUCGUGGUGGGGUGUUUUUUAAUCUGCUGGCUGCCGUUCUUCAUUGUAGCACUACUCGUGCCUUUAUGUCCAGAAGGUGUCUUCCCUGAGUUUGUACAAAGCUUGGUGCUCUUCCUCGGUUACUUCAACUCCGCCUGUAACCCGGUUAUUUAUACAUUCUUCAACAAAGAAUUCAGGGCAGCCUUCAAGAAAAUUUUAUGCUGCAAAUUCAGAACUCCCACCCCAACUUAUCUGUAGAUGAUGUGGAUGGGUUUCCUUAGCUUUGUUUAAAAUGAAAAAAAAUAUACGGUUAUAAUAAGGUCUCUAUUUCGGAUAUACUUUAUGAUAACUCUCGAAUUACCACAAAUUAGUGCACAUUAUAUACUGGCCUUUCAGCCAAAUUUACUCAUUUUAUCCACGUACAAUGUUUAUCUAUUACUCUUGUCAGGCAUAAUCAAUUUUAACUCAUUUGUGUAAGAAAAUGAUGAAAAAAGCAUCUCCCUUUCUAAAAUCCCAAAUAUUUUCCUAUCAAAUGUAUUAAAAAUAUCAAGCUGUUGUGGCCCUAGCUGAACAUUUUAUAUAUCAUUAUUUGAACACAAAGCUACAGAUCCAGUAAUGCAAUACUGUGCAAAUUUACCUCACAAGAUUUUUUGCGCACUGUUGGGGAGAAUUUCUCCACUUUCCAGCAUUGGUCAAUCAACUACCUUUCACUCCCUAGUUCUGGACCAACUUCUUUAAUCAAUUUAAAGUCUUUAACCAAUCUGUAUACAU
This is a messenger RNA of Saccostrea cuccullata (small rock oyster), 2027 nucleotides long. Its product is annotated as 5-hydroxytryptamine receptor 1A-like. Gene Ontology annotation, cellular component: plasma membrane. Bases 42 to 1514 code for a protein of 490 amino acids. Lineage: Eukaryota; Metazoa; Mollusca; Bivalvia; Ostreida; Ostreidae. Gene Ontology annotation, molecular function: G protein-coupled receptor activity. The transcript has a single exon. The record is from RefSeq and is a predicted model, not a curated record. Gene Ontology annotation, biological process: adenylate cyclase-activating adrenergic receptor signaling pathway.